AUGUCUGACAGAGAACUAGUGGAAAUCUUCGUGUCGAGGGGAGGCGAAGGACGUGGGUUGAAGAAGGUUUUCGAUGAACUCUGCGAGAAAGGGGACAAAUGCAUCAGCCGCAAAAGUUUCCUCCGUUUUUUGCAAGUUUUUCAACGCGAUCCACGAUUAAAUGAGGCUCGCGUCGAUAUCACUUUCCAAGUCUUCGUUCACUACCUGUGGAGCGACUUCUGUGCCGAUUCCCUGAAUAUUUCUCAAGAGCAGGUGGAGGAUUCAAUGCAUGAACCACUACCGAGCUACUACAUCAAUUCUUCGCACAAUACGUACUGCAUAGGAGCUCGGCUGUUCCCUUCCUCCGGCCAUAGAGAGGCUAUUGCUGACGUCGAAAUAUACAGACAGGUACUUCUGUCGGGUUGCAGAUGCGUUGAAUUGGACUGUUGGGACGGCUCCGAUGGGCCCGUCGUUACCCAUGGUCCAACAGCUGUCAUGCGAAUGAAUGAAAUCCCACUCAAGGUAGUUUGUGUGGCUAUCGACGAGUGCGCGUUCAAGGUAUCACCCUAUCCUGUUCUUUUAUCAAUUGAAAACCAUCUGAGCCAGCACCAACAAAAACUCAUGGCACAGAUAUUCCGAGAUACUUUCGGAUCCAAGCUGCUCACCGAUCCUCUCGACACUCAUCCGGUUCGCUCGAGUUUUUGA
Messenger RNA from Cooperia oncophora, 684 nucleotides. The record is from the annotation of a GenBank genome assembly. NCBI's taxonomy places the organism in Eukaryota, Metazoa, Nematoda, Chromadorea, Rhabditida, Trichostrongylidae.